AUGGUUUGUUCAUCGGAAGAUCCUGGCGAGAACGGUUCACAAGGGGAUGGGGGUGGUGAUCGUGUGGAUGGAAUGAAUGCUCCGGACAUAAAUGUUGAACGGGAGCCCAAUAUAUCCGCCACACAAACUGUCCAUUCCAAAUCCGACUUCCUUGUGGCAUACUCCACUCCGGAAGGUUCACUGUCAUGGAGGAAGACGGAUGCUGGAUCCUGGUUUAUGCAGGCCAUUGUUUGGAUUUUCAAAUUUGAAUCACAUGUUAAGGAUCUUGUUGAUAUGCUUGGAAAGGUUAAUAAUGUUGUCAGUAAAGGCAAGGCGAGAGAUGUUGGAAGCCAUUUUGUUACUGUCUCUAAGUACGAAUCAUCUCUCAGGAAAAAACUCUUCUUUUUUCCUGGAAUCUAUGGAGACAAAAGAGUACACCCAAAGUGUAUAUAG
Magallana angulata is the source of this 432-nucleotide messenger RNA. Its product is annotated as cell death protein 3-like. Gene Ontology annotation, biological process: proteolysis. Gene Ontology annotation, molecular function: cysteine-type endopeptidase activity. The record is from RefSeq and is a predicted model, not a curated record. Bases 1 to 432 code for a protein of 143 amino acids. The transcript has 3 exons. Lineage: Eukaryota; Metazoa; Mollusca; Bivalvia; Ostreida; Ostreidae.